This is a messenger RNA of Chiloscyllium plagiosum (whitespotted bambooshark), 2749 nucleotides long. The record is from RefSeq and is a predicted model, not a curated record. Lineage: Eukaryota; Metazoa; Chordata; Chondrichthyes; Orectolobiformes; Hemiscylliidae.
AACCUGUGUUUCCGGAUGCUGUGUAGGCGGCAGCAUGAAGAAAUAAAGAAUGACGUCUUAAAGAACCAGACUGAUUAUUUAUAUCUGCUAAAUCCUGAGGAUAUUGAUGAUGAUGAAGAGUUGAACGAUGGUGAGGUGAAUGGGAAUGGGACUCCUCAGGAAAAGAUGCUGCGUGAAGCUCGCAUCAAGGCAAAAGCGAAACGGCGGCUGAGGCGCAACUCUUCCCGAGACUCCACCACACGGGAGUCAGUGUCAGAGAGUGGUGAGCCAGGGACAGACCCAAACAGCCCCAAAGGGAAACUGAAUGACCGGAAAUCUCGGUCUGGAAAAGGACGAGGCCUUCCAAAGAAAGGUGGAGCUGGCGGGAAGGGUGUAUGGGGUGCGGCUGGAGUUAUUUAUGAUUAUGAAGAACCCGAUGCUCGUGAUCCAAACUAUGAUGAUGCUGUCCAGGGCAAAACAGUGUAUGGGACAAUGGUCCCAGAACUGGAUGAAAAUGCACUGCAGAAGACCGUGACUCCAAUUGUGAAGGAGUACUUUGAACAUGGAGAUGGACGUGAAGUGGCGGCUCUGCUGCAGGAACUGAACCUGGGCAAGAGAAAGCAUGAGGUUCCUUCUCUGGCAGUCUCUCUUGCGUUGGAAGGCAAGGCGAGUCACCGGGAGCUGACAUCCCGGCUUCUGUCUGACCUCCUGGGGAAAGUCCUUACAGCUGAUGAUGUUGCCAAGGCCUUUGAUAAGAUGCUGAAGGAUCUGCCUGACCUUAUUCUUGAUACACCUGAAGCACCACAGGUGCUUGGCCAGUUUAUCGCCAGGGCAGUUGCAGAUGAUGUGUUGCCAUCAAACUUUCUCGACGGUUAUAAAGGGAGAGUGAAUUGUGAUCAUGCACGUGCUGCUUUGGAUCGUGCUGCUGUCCUUCUGAGUAUGAAGCGGGGUGUCGGAUUGGACAACGUCUGGGGAGUAGGCGGAGGGCAGCGACCUGUUAAACAUCUCAUCAGAGAGAUGAAUUUCAUAUUGAAAGAGUUCCUGCUCUCCGGAGAGCUGGAAGAAGCUGAGCACUGCCUCCGUGAUUUGGAGGUGCCACAUUUCCACCAUGAGCUUGUUUAUGAGGCCGUUAUCAUGGUGCUGGAGUCAACUGGAAACACGGCGGCGAAGAUGGUAAAGCUGCUGAAAAUGCUGUGGGAGAGUGGGCUCGUCACACUGGACCAGAUGAACAGGGGUUUCCAGCGAGUAUUUGAUGAGUUACCAGAUAUAAAUCUGGAUGUGCCGCUUGUCCACACGAUUCUGGAGAAAUUCUUAGACCUGUGUGUUCAGGAAGCUGUUAUAACUAAGCAGCUCCGUGAUAGCUGUCCUUCACGAGGCCGUAAGCGUUUUGUGAGUGAGGGAGAUGGUGGACGUGUCAAGGAGUAAGACCUUACUACGUGCAUUUGACUGUCAGAUCCUCAACGCACAUCAGAUAUUACCAGAUUUUUUUGAUCAUAUUUCUACAUGAAACACCAAAGACUCAGCAGGAGUUUGGACAGAUUUGUGGGAACAGGUGGCAGUGACAAGUGUGGAACUGGACUGCUCUUGCGCGCUCUCUGAACUGGCACUUUGAUAUAGUUGUCUGCAUUCACCAGGUUAUCUGUGCUUUCCAGGGGCUGAUUUAUCUCACUGGGUCUCCAUCCAAAAUAAAACGAAUCUCCUGAUACCUAUAAAACUGUUCAUGGCAGAAAUGGAGAAAUUGGUAUGAUUUCCAAGUAGCUUUUAAAUGAACUGGGGGGUCAGAUUUGAGAUGAUUUGUCUUUUUUUUCCCCCACCCUCCCCUUAAAAUGCUGACAAUGUUGAUCUUUAUCUGACGGCUUUUCUUUUCUUUAAUGCUUUGCAUUGCACAUGUACCUGUUGCUCUGGCUCCAGAGUGAAUGGCUUUAGAAGAUCGAAUCUCUCAUGAAUUGGAGUAUGGGAAAGAUGACAUCCUUAGCCAAGAGCCAUAAAGCAGCCACUGGGAGACCCUAUAACAGCAACCCUAUAACAGACCUCACUCUGGGGGGGACCCGGCUGCAACCCUAUAACAGACCUCACUCUGGGGGGGACCCGGCUGCAACCCUAUAACAGACCUCACUCUGUGGGGGUUCAUGGUCUGCUCCUGGCCAGUGAGAAGGCAGCAUUGAACAGCUCCUUGUUGUCACAGUCAGUUGUCUGAUUGUAGAAGUUUACUGGCAGGGCUGUUGUGCAAUGGUAGUGUCCCUGCCUCUGAGCCAAAGGCCCAAAUUAUUGUCCCACUGCUGACCUAACUGGGCGCUGUGCCAAAAUGAUUUGGCUGUGCCAGGUGUUUGUGGGUAUGUAUUACUGAGCUCAGAUUCCAGUACCCUCACUGACGACAUAUGGGGGAAAGGGGGCUACCAUUUAUUGGGGGGGGGGGGGGGAGAAGGGGGUGUACCUCGAAGAUGUGUGUGUUGUGCAUGGUCCAGUCUUUUCAGAGCGUGACCCUUUAAAAUAUUUUUGCACUUGUGUUAUUUCUUGCAAAGCUGAUUUUCUGCUGUACCUUUUCAGGCUGCUUUAUGGCUUUAGCAAGAUCACGGGUGGUGGGUAAGGUGCUUCAACCAAAUUGCACUUGGCAAUUUUGCAUUUGAUUAGAGAGAAGUGCAUGGUUUAGAAACAAUUGAAUGAGAUUGUCAACAUCCAUGUCUUAGAGGGGCAAUUGGGUUUUGUCUCUAAUGGGAAAUGCUUUUAAGAAAAGUUGGAUAUGGAAUAAAGAUGAUUCUAUAACCCAUGA